AAAUCGUUGCUCCGGAUAUCCUCCGACAGCUUACGUCCACACUCUAUUGUAUACUUACCUACCUAUCUAAGGCUCUCAGGCCAGCCUCAUGCGGAGUAAGAAACUAACCUAAAGGGCACCCAUUUUCAAGGUCCCCUGGUCAACCUCGUACAAAAAGAAAAAGAAAAAAGAAAAGGAAAAUGGCGGAACCCGAACUUCCCAGUCCGCCCUUUGUGCCAAUUUCUGGACUGCCCAAUUUCCGCGACCUCGGAGGUUAUCCAGUGGGUGACUCCAAGGUCGUGCGCCGCGGCUUAGUCUUCCGUUCCUCGGAGCCGUCCAAGGUCACCGACGACGGGGUGUCGAAAUUGCAGGAUCUAGGUAUUGCGAAGGUGUUUGACCUGCGUUCGGCAGUAGAGAUCGAGAAAGGCUUGCGCGACGGUUACGGCUGGAAGAUCAAGGAGUGGGACGGUGCGAGCCGCCAUUUCGUUCCCGUCUUUUUAGAUCAGGACUACUCGCCGGAAGCAUUAGCCGUUAGGUACAAGAACUAUUCUUCAGAGCAUGCAGAGGGUUUUAUAGUCGCGUAUAGCGAUAUACUCGUUGCGGCGGCCUCGCCAAGUAAUAGUUACGCGCCAUUCAAGACGAUACUAGAGCAUCUGGCUUCACCUCCGUCCUCCCCGCCGACACCCUGCCUCAUCCACUGCACAGCCGGUAAAGAUCGUACCGGAGUGAUCUGCGGGCUGAUCUUGAGCUUAUGCGGUGUGCCCGAUGAGGUUGUAGCGCAUGAGUAUAGCUUGACGGACUUGGGGCUCAAGUCGCGUCACGAGGAGCUCAUUUCGCAUCUGAUGAGCAACCCGACGCUACGGGAUCACCCAGAAGCUGCUAGGAGGAUGGUUUCAUCCCAAAAAGAGGCAAUGCUGGGCACAUUGGCCAAGAUCCGCAAUACUUAUGGAUCAGUCGAAAAGUGCGUCGUUGACCUGGGACUACUAUCGCUUGACGGGAUCAGGCAGCUACAAAGCAACCUAAUUGUCGAUGUGGACGAGAAAGGAGUACUGUCAUGGCAGGACCAUGCCAAACUAUUGUUAUGAGUCGAUAGACGUUCAGGGACCCUCAAGACGUCCAACCCACUCCAUGCGUCUUACGACUUAGCUAUUCAUACAAUUCUCGUACAAACAUUCAUCCAUUAUACUGUCUGACGC
Daldinia decipiens is the source of this 1175-nucleotide messenger RNA. Its product is annotated as tyrosine phosphatase family-domain-containing protein. The record is from RefSeq and is a predicted model, not a curated record. The transcript has 4 exons. Gene Ontology annotation, biological process: dephosphorylation. Gene Ontology annotation, molecular function: phosphoprotein phosphatase activity. Lineage: Eukaryota; Fungi; Ascomycota; Sordariomycetes; Xylariales; Hypoxylaceae. Bases 180 to 1064 code for a protein of 294 amino acids.